Messenger RNA from Ctenocephalides felis (cat flea), 816 nucleotides. RefSeq names its product homeobox protein HOX3-like. The transcript has a single exon. The record is from RefSeq and is a predicted model, not a curated record. Gene Ontology annotation, molecular function: RNA polymerase II cis-regulatory region sequence-specific DNA binding; DNA-binding transcription factor activity, RNA polymerase II-specific. NCBI's taxonomy places the organism in Eukaryota, Metazoa, Arthropoda, Insecta, Siphonaptera, Pulicidae. Gene Ontology annotation, cellular component: nucleus. Gene Ontology annotation, biological process: regulation of transcription by RNA polymerase II. The coding region runs from base 1 to 816 and encodes 271 amino acids.
AUGACUAACAAUUCGAUGGCAUCGUCGAAACGAGCUAGAACUGCAUAUACGAGUGCUCAACUUGUCGAACUUGAAAAGGAGUUUCAAUUCAACAAGUAUCUUUGUCGUCCAAGACGCAUAGAGUUAGCAAAUCACCUGACGCUCACAGAACGUCAAAUUAAGAUCUGGUUCCAAAAUCGUCGCAUGAAAUACAAGAAGGAACAUAAAACUAAAUCAUCUUCAUCAAAUCAUAAUUCUGUGGAUUCCGAUAACGCAGCUUCGCCCUCGCCUUCAUCGGGAUCAAACCCGAGUCCAGGCCCUGGUGGAAAAUCUCGCUCGGUGAGUAACACGCUCACAAGUGAUCAGCAGAUUGUAAACAGAUUGAUGGCCCAUUCUCCCCAUGGACAAACUCUACCUUCGUACGUAAGUGCCACCAGAGGAUACACCAGUGCAGCUCUUCGUCACAAACCAUACCAGAUCUACAAGCCAACGGUCUACGCAGGCGGUGUAAUGACUAAUUACAACAACAAUAACAAUAUCAAAUCAAAUACUAUUAACAGAAUGCCAAUUCAAUCUCAAGAUUUAGAAUCAAUUGCCGAAUAUUUUAAUGCAAAAAACUUCCAAAAUGAUACACCCAUUCAGCAACAGAUGAGCUAUCAACAACCUCCACCAAACUAUGCCAGUAGUAUUCUAUUGCAACAACAAAUGCAAGCAGUAGACAACAGCACAACAACCAGCAACAUCAAGUACAAGCACAAAUUGAGCAGCAAGUUUCGCCCCAAAACCAAACGCUUUAUGGGGAUGGUGAAAAUUCAUCAGAACAUGACAUUCUCUUAG